Molecule: messenger RNA, 1721 nt
Organism: Betta splendens (Siamese fighting fish)
Lineage: Eukaryota; Metazoa; Chordata; Actinopteri; Anabantiformes; Osphronemidae
Gene: pigm
Product: phosphatidylinositol glycan anchor biosynthesis, class M
Exons: 8
Coding region: 238-1476 (412 amino acids)
Biological process (GO): GPI anchor biosynthetic process
Cellular component (GO): membrane; glycosylphosphatidylinositol-mannosyltransferase I complex
Molecular function (GO): GPI mannosyltransferase activity; alpha-1,4-mannosyltransferase activity
Source: RefSeq, a predicted model, not a curated record
GUAGAAAAUGAAGCCGCAACAGAAGAAGAAGAAGCUGAGUACUUCCGGAAGAUUUCCGCGUUACUUGCUGUUUAAAACCAAAGUGUGGUAUUAUUGUCAGUAAUCUGUCUUUUAUAAUGGUAAAUUGAAAUGAGGUCAGGUAAACGAACGCCUAUCCCAUUUCGUAAGGCUGUUUUGAAAGCUAACCGGCUAACGUAGCUCGUGCCUGCUGGUCGUGUUGAUCCUGCUGGGUUGGUGAUGGAGAAGUUAAUAUCCAAGCUGACCGAGAAGCGCGUUCUCUUUACGGCUUCCUUCGCUAUACGACUCGCCUUGGUCGUCUAUGGAGAGUACCAGGACCGGACUAUGGCGGUGAAGUACACCGACAUUGACUACCACGUGUUCACAGAUGCCGCAAGGUUCAUUACUGAGGGUGACUCCCCCUACAACCGGUCAACCUACCGCUACACCCCUCUUUUAGCCUGGCUUCUCACCCCUAACAUCUAUGUCAACAUGCUGUACGGCAAGGUCCUGUUUAUUGUGUGUGACGUCCUGUCAGGCCUGCUAAUAUACAGAAUCCUCUGUCUGCAAGGUCUGCACGCUGAGGCUGCCCAGCGCGUUUCUUCCUUGUGGCUUCUUAACCCACUGCCCAUCGGAGUGUCCAGCAGGGGGAAUGCUGAGUCGAUCCUAGCAACUCUGGUGCUCGGGACCUUACUCUGUAUGAAAAGCCGGCGUCUAGUAUGGGCAGCUGUUCUCUAUGGCCUGUCGGUCCAUAUGAAGAUCUACCCAGUCACAUAUGCACUGCCCAUUGCCCUGACUCUGCGCCCACAGGUGACCCCAGCAGAGGAGGGCAGGACGAGGUGGAGGACGCUCCUCAGGUUUUUGGGCAGCUUCCUGAAUGCAGAGCUGUUCCUCUUUGCCACUGUGGCUGGAGGAGUUUUCUGUAUGCUCACCGCACUCUUCUUCUACAUGUAUGGCUGGCAGUUUGUUCAUGAGACCUACCUGUACCAUCUGACAAGAAGGGAUAUCAGACACAACUUUUCCCCAUACUUCUACAUGCUCUACCUCACUGAAGACAGCAGCUGGAGCCAGUGUCUUGGACUGGCAGCAUUCCUUCCACAGCUUGCUCUGCUGUUGCUGGCUUCAUGGGCCUUUUAUCCUGAUCUGGCCUUCUGCUGUUUCCUGCACACAGCAAUCUUUGUCUCAUUCAACAAAGUCUGCACGUCACAGUACUUCCUGUGGUACUUGUGCUUACUCCCUCUCCUCAUCCCUCGUCUGACCCUGUCACUGAAACAGGGACUGGGUCUGCUGCUUCUGUGGUUUUCUGGACAGGCUAUUUGGUUGGGCCCAGCCUACUUCCUGGAGUUUGAAGGCUAUAACACCUUCCUGCUUAUCUGGCUUUCUGGACUACUCUUCUUGAUCAUCAACUGUUUCAUCUUGAUUCAGAUCGUAGCUCAUUACAAUCCAUCACAGACAUUACAGAGACUCAAGCCUGAUUAACACUCCAGUGAUUUCAGUGUGGACGUCUGUCAAUGGAUGAUGUUUGACCACUGACAUGCUGGCUGGUCCAGGUUUAACUGCACCUCUGACACGAUGAUGCAUGGGAUUGAUUCCUACAAAAAAGGUGCUUCUGCUAAUGGUCUGAGGAUUUUCUACAUUUUUUCCUGAAGGUGCUGGGCAGCAAGGUGCAUGUACAAAUAUAGAGUUUGUAUUUUAAUAAAUAUAAUUUACUGGUGCUUUAGUGA